AUGGUUGAUGCUGGAGUAAGCAGCGACAUGGGCAAAAUGCCGUGUGUGGCAGAUCCCAGGAGCCCAGGGGAAGCUCUAUUUGAAGAGGACACUUCAAUCGAGCCCUUAGUGGAACAUACCAAAAGGAGACGGUCGUCGCACCAGUCCAUCAAACCGCGUUUUAAGAAAUCCGCUCUCAAGACUCCAGUAUUCAAGCUAAAGUUUGAUAGCAAACGCAAGAACCCACUGAAGUAUGUCAAUAUUAGAGAGCUCAUUCUGUACACGCUCACAGACGUGAACAAGCUGAAUUUUGGAGAGCUCGAGAACAGGAAAUUUGUGAACAAAGUGGUUUUGGUGCUUGCUGAUGGACUCACUGCGGCUGAUUUCGGGUAUGAUAGUUUAGCUGGUCUGGUUGAAGAGCAGGAAAUAAAGAAUACGGAAAGAUAUCCAUUUAUUGCCCAGACAUUCGCAAAAUUCAUUCCGUUGGUUUCCCCAGGAGCCAACAGAAACCUAUUCUCAUGUGCGGCCACUCUUUCCUCUGCGGCAGUGCCCGAAAAGCAUCGUCCAGCGCUGAUUAGGGAGCUGGAGCUUGAGGGUGUCCAGCUGUCUGAUCUGACACUUGACUACACGCAAAUGGUGGCCAAUGGCUACCCUAUUCAUCCCGAUGUUCCUGGUGCUACCAAAGAAUCUAUAGCGCGAUAUUCCUCAUUCCUUGCCACCAGGGACCUAGGCUCCAAGCCAAAAAUGCUUGCACUGGAUUGUGAGAUGUGCUUGGCUGCGUCCGGAAGCGUGGUCACUAGAGUCGCGGUAACUGAUGAGGACCACAGGCUAGUAAUAGGGGAGUUUGUCAAACCAGACGAGGAGAUCACAGACUACAAAACACAGUACUCGGGUGUCGAUGAAGACAGCCUCAAAGGAGUCACCACCACUUUGCAUGAUAUCCAGCAAAGAUUACAAGCCACGAUCUCCAGUAAAGAUUACUUGAUAGGACACUCGUUAGAGUCAGAUCUUUGUGCGCUGAAAAUUUCACACCCAACCAUCAUCGACACAUCCAUUUGUUUCGAUCACGUGAAGGGUCCGCCGUUGAAACCGUCUCUGCGCAAUCUGGCAUCCGAGAUAUUGGGAAAAUCUAUCCAACAAUCUGCCAAUGGUCAUGAUCCAGUUGAAGAUUGUAUUACAUGCAUGGAGCUGGUCCAGCUCAAACUAAAAAAAGGCCCUGCAUUUGGCAAGCUUAUUACUGAAGAGUCGAUCUUUCGCCGUAUCUCGCAUACAAACAAACAAGUCCUUAUCGACGGCAAGAAAGUCCCCAAAACGGGGAUAGCCAUCAAUUUUGGAGGCAACAAAUUUUUCAAUGAGCUACGCAUUGACGUCUCCACCGACGAAGAGGCGGUUCAAAAGCUGGCUAAUGAUUUGCCCAAUCAUGAGCUGGCGAUGAUCAAGCUGCGCGAGCCGGACAACUUUGAUCAUAGCGUUGAAAAAAUCUACCAAACAAUGCCAAGCAAUUCUCUUUUGAUCGUCUGUGCUGGCCACGGCGAUGAUAAACGUAUCAAUGAGCUCAUCACCUUGCAGAGGAACAUUUCCGGUCCUUUGCCCCCAGAGGACCACCAGGAACUUGUCGCAUGUGUGGCGAAGGCUAGAGAAUCGCUUGCUCUGAUAAAGAUUAAACCAUAA
Messenger RNA from Ogataea angusta, 1650 nucleotides. RefSeq lists its product as uncharacterized. NCBI's taxonomy places the organism in Eukaryota, Fungi, Ascomycota, Pichiomycetes, Pichiales, Pichiaceae. The record is from RefSeq and is a predicted model, not a curated record. Gene Ontology annotation, cellular component: nucleus. Gene Ontology annotation, molecular function: exonuclease activity; nucleic acid binding. The coding region runs from base 1 to 1650 and encodes 549 amino acids. The transcript has a single exon.